This is a messenger RNA of Suillus paluster, 1233 nucleotides long. RefSeq lists its product as uncharacterized. The transcript is spliced from 5 exons. The record is from RefSeq and is a predicted model, not a curated record. Bases 174 to 980 code for a protein of 268 amino acids. NCBI's taxonomy places the organism in Eukaryota, Fungi, Basidiomycota, Agaricomycetes, Boletales, Suillaceae.
UGCGCCCGGGCGAAGUGACACCAAUUUGAUUCUAACUACGUCACUCGUCAAACAGUACACAAUUUCUCUUUUAGCAUUUGAGGCAACAUACCCCGCGUCCCGCGUCGUUCGAACCCCAAGCUCUUUACCUACAACGCUCAGCUCAACAAGACCGUCGCUAGCCACCUCCGACCAUGUCCAGUACAGAUUCAGACAGCUUUGUCGAUAUUCCUCCUUCCCUUCUCGAUCAAGCCAGCAACAUCUCAAAAGACCUGACGACAACGGGUGACGUCCCACCUCACGGAGAGAGCGAAAAGAAGCUCCCAGAUAUGCCUGACGACUGGAAACGUCCCUCUGGUCCCCGCGCUCGAUGUUUUACUACCCUCGCCUGGUUCAUUCUUGGACAGCCUGUCAAUCUUGAGGAAGUAUGGCAGGAGGUGAGAAAGGAAAACGGCUGGAAGACGUAUAACGACCGCUUGCGCCAUACUAUGGUGGGAAUCACUGUGGGCCAAGGACUGGUUACGGUCGCGGAUGUUGCAUGCUUGCUGACUCCACCCAUUCACAAUUUCGAUACCAUUAGGAGCGGGAUUUAUCCGUUGCUUCUGAUGGCGUCGGUCAUCUAUUCCAUCGUAGGACUAUGUUGCCAGUCGUUGUUUACGAUAUCCACCGUAUUUGUGGAGGUAAUUGAACUUUUCAAGGAGGAGAGAGGAUCCAAUUUGAGGGGACGCGAUGUCAUCAUCCACGUCUGUCUCUUUCGCAUGACGUCUCCUCUUCUCGCCUGGUCUUUGGCGUUGCUCACGGGCGGUCUCUCAAUCAUUGUUCUGUGCAUGAAUAGCUUUACCGCCCUUGCGGUGGUUGUCACGGUCGGCAUACUCUUAGACGCGACUUUUACGAGGGACAAGCCAAGGAUCAGGUUGUCGUGUUCAAUAUUUGGCGUUAUGUGGUUAGCCAUCAUCCUACUUUACCUCGUACAAACUCGUAAUACCCCUAGCGUUAUUUGAUGGGAUACGUGUACCCAUAUGUCCUUUUUACUACUUCUUGUAGAUGUUCAAUCGAUUUGUACGUUUCGGACCACAACCAUGAGUAAGUGUUUAGUUUCCUCCUGCCAGCCGCGUCAUUGAUAUCUUCAACGAUCUGUAACCUUCCCCCCUUCCCCUUGCUUCCACCAUGCAUACUUAUCAUGCAAUGCAUCAUUGCCACUUGUAGGCCCAUGCUCUUAGGGCAGAAAUUAUGUAUGCAUAAUGCGUGUUUGUA